AAAUAUAAUUUGGAAAACUUGAUUGAUUUCAAUAAUGACGCAUUGUAUAUUGCAAACUCAUGGACUCAUGGAGAGAAAGAUAAGGUUCCCGACUGGGGUGACUUUGAUGGAAAUGACAUGACUGAUAUUUCUUUUGAAGAGGCAAAGUCUGAGCAUAAACCACCUAUUACCGAGGGUAUGAACAGUUUGCAGCUUGAAGAUCUUAUUUUGGGUGGUGAAAGUUAUUCUAGGUCGUUUUUAGAUAAUGUCCCCACUGAUCCGUUUAGGUGGCUUUCUGAUUUUUCUCCACACCCAUCAACAUCAUCAAGUGGUACCAGAUCAAUCCGAGAAGAGAAUGCUAUAAAACUUGGUGAUAUUUUUCAUAAUAAAGAACAAUUGAAAGAUGUUAUGAAGCAAUUUGCCCUUCAGAAAGGAUUUCAAUACACGAUAAACAAAUCUGACACAAAGCGAUGGAAUAUUAGGUGCAAAGCUAAAAACUGUCAGUGGUAUAUAUCUGCAUCCAAAUCCAAGGUCGGUGAAGUAUUUCAAAUCAUUAAAAUGAAUUCAACCCACACAUGUUCAGUUGAUCAAAAAGUGUCACAUCAACGACAAGUUGGGACCGGAGUUUUAGGUCAAUUAAUAAGGUCAAAGUAUGUGUUGAUUGAUCGAAUUUAUCGACCUAAAGAAAUAAUUGUGGACAUCGCCGACCGGUAUAAAAUUGACAUUUCAUAUUCACAGGCUUGGCGGGCAAGAAAUUGGGCUUUAAAUUCACUGAAGGGCUCACCGGAAGAGUCAUUUAUGCUAUUACCAGAUUAUUGUUAUAAUUUACAGCGUAGUAAUCCGGGAACCGUUACUGCUAUUGAAACGGACGAUGCCCAUCGAUUUAAAUAUUUUUUUAUGGCAUUAGGAUGUUCUAUUUGUGCAUUUAGAAAAUAUCUUCGACCUGUUAUUUGCAUUGACGCUGCUUUCCUUAAAAGUCAAUAUCUAGGUCAUUUAUUUUUUGCGGUGGGCCGUGAUGGUAAUAAUCAGAUAUAUCCUAUUGGUUUUGGUGUUGGUAAAAAGGAAGAUCACGAUACAUGGUGUUGGUUUCUCAGAAAGAUUAAAGAAUGCAUCCAUGAGAUCCCCGAGUUGGUGAUAAUCUCGGAUCGACAUCAUGCUAUAUACUCUGCAAUGGUUGAAGUCUUUCCAAAUGUCCAUCAUGAAUAUUGUUGUCAUCACCUUUUGUGUAACAUGCGGGCAAAGUACAAACAAAACUCAAAGGUUGUUGGUGCAUAUUGGAAAGCUGCGAAAUCAUAUACAGAAACAAAUUUUAAGGCUAUGAUGCAAUCUCUUGAUACGAUGAACCCUCAAGCUGGGGCUUAUCUACGUGAGGUCGGAUUUGAACGAUGGAGCAGAGCACAUUUUUCGGAGCAUCGGUACAAUAUAAUGACAACUAAUAUUGCAGAGUCAUUUAAUGACUUUGUCAAACAUGCACGGGGUCUGCCUAUCACGAUGCUCGCCGAGUUCAUUCGCGGCACCUUGCAACGAUGGUUUUAUGAGAGGAGAAACCAUGCAAAUAAAUGCCCCAAUUUUGUCACCCCUUGGAUGGAGGAGAAGAUAAGUCGUCGUUUGUCAAAGUCUGCGCGCUUGAAAGUUCGGUCAAUUACACCUCAUCGGUAUCAGGUUAUUGCUUUUGGUGGAUACAUGGGUAUUGUGGACUCCGAUGAAAUGUCUUGUACGUGCAAAAAAUUUCAACUUUCACAUAUUCCGUGCGAGCAUGUUGUUGCUGUUACCAGAUACAUGAGUUUCACAAAUGUCAAUACAUGGGUUCAUCCAUUCUUCCAAACUGAGUUUUACCGUGCAAUAUAUGAGAAAUCUGUCAAUCCUCUUGGAAAUCAAUUAGAAUGGUUAUAUGCACCAGAAGAAAGAGUUAUCUUACCCCCGGUUUUUGAUAGUUGACGAUUGGGUCACCCUUUUAAUAGAAAUCGAUGUUCUUCAUAAGGGGAAAAUGUUAUACCGAGGAUUCGUAAUCGUUGUAAGGAACUAGGGCAUGUCUAAGCCCAAUACAAAAGCCAGCACCAAAGUCAUACCCAAAAGAGGUAUUUUUGUGUAAUCCUAACUGUUUUGGAUAAUUUUACUUAAACCCUCUUAAUUUAAGGUAUUGAAUAUUAUUCCCCUUUUAAGUUACAAAUUUCAAAUUAAACCAAAUUGUAACUCAUAUUUAUUUAUUUCUAAGUGAGCUUUCAUUUAGUACUUGAUAUUUUAUUUCUAAGUUCAAAUUUAUUAUUAUUAUUUUUUGUACCAUAUAAUUGUAAUAUUGUAUUAAAGCUGUAAAAUCUGUCUAGUGAUAAAUAAAUGGUGUGAACAAUUAGCAAUACUUUGUA
This is a messenger RNA of Mangifera indica (mango), 2342 nucleotides long. RefSeq lists its product as uncharacterized. Bases 118 to 1917 code for a protein of 599 amino acids. The record is from RefSeq and is a predicted model, not a curated record. Gene Ontology annotation, molecular function: zinc ion binding. Lineage: Eukaryota; Viridiplantae; Streptophyta; Magnoliopsida; Sapindales; Anacardiaceae. The transcript is spliced from 3 exons.